ACUAUWAUAAAAUCAUCAACUUCAUUAAAAUCGGAWCUGAUCCGGGUAUUGCGUGUAUGGCAUUAAUGGUGUGCGAUAAUGAGAAAAUUGAUGGCAAACAAACUAUUGAAUUGCCUAAAAAUAAUGUACAUUUAACUACAACAAAACCCAUGGAAUUGGAUAGUUCUGAGAGUUGUACUGCGUGCGAAGCAUUUAUCACAGUAUUUGAAGAUCGUUUAACCAAUGAUUCUGUAAGCGUUGAUUACUUGGAUUUAGCCGAGCUGUGCAAUGAAGUUGAAAUUGUUCACAAGGACCAGGUCAAUGACUUGCUGAAUCUCAUCAGGUAUGGUUGUAAGAUAAAAUUUGUCGACAACAAUGAUUGGCUCAUUCGAGUUUUAAUAGAAAACUUGCGAACCACAUGCAGUAAACCGUGUGUGGAAAAAAAGUAUGGGAAAUUCCAUCCCAAGUGCACAAUCUGCAAGGACAUAAUUCGCGACAUCAAGCAUAAAAUUGAAACUUCUCCGAUGGAAAAAGAUAUUCAAUACAGAUUAGAAUCAUUAUGUGACGUUUUGCCAAUUAAGGACAAGUGUGUUAACUUUGUGGAAAAAUACACCGAAAAACUUCUCAACACUUUUAUAGAUGACAUAAAUGAACAAAGYGUGUGUGUUGAAAUUGGAUAUUGCUAAUGAUAACCAAUUGAUAGAAAUCAAAUUAUAUGAAUAAACCCUAUGCUGAUAAUUAACGUUAAGGACUGAUAAUUACUCAAUUUAGUCAUUUAUAUUAUACUUUCAUUUUAUUAUAAACCUUUGUAAAUAUAGUAACUAUGGUAAGAAAUAAACGYCAACACRGAU
Molecule: messenger RNA, 830 nt
Organism: Diuraphis noxia (Russian wheat aphid)
Lineage: Eukaryota; Metazoa; Arthropoda; Insecta; Hemiptera; Aphididae
Gene: Sap-r
Product: prosaposin
Biological process (GO): sphingolipid metabolic process
Cellular component (GO): lysosome
Source: RefSeq, a predicted model, not a curated record